Molecule: messenger RNA, 3168 nt
Organism: Calypte anna (Anna's hummingbird)
Lineage: Eukaryota; Metazoa; Chordata; Aves; Apodiformes; Trochilidae
Gene: C9orf72
Product: C9orf72-SMCR8 complex subunit
Exons: 11
Coding region: 288-1733 (481 amino acids)
Biological process (GO): autophagy; endocytosis
Cellular component (GO): endosome; autophagosome
Molecular function (GO): guanyl-nucleotide exchange factor activity
Source: RefSeq, a predicted model, not a curated record
CCGAGCCCCCGGGGGCUUCCGUCUUCUGCUGCUGGCAGAGGGAAGGAGCUGGGCCUCCUGGAAACUCGGUUUCCAACCGCCUCCCCGGGAAGUGGGUCCUUCUCGAAGUUCAGGGGGUGUGGAACAGGCCUGGGAGCGCGGUGGUUCAGCCUCUGGGCAGUCGUCUUGUGCCGCAGCAGCCUCGGUUGGCGGUGGUCAGGGUGUCUGGAAAAGCUGCGGUGAGAGAAACUUGUCAGCCCAAGAACGUAAUGUAAACAUUUCAGUUACACACAAGAAAGAAAGCAGGCAUGUCAGCCCUUUGUCCGCCACCAUCUCCUGCAGUUGCUAAAACAGAGAUCUCUUUGAGUGGUGAAUCACCUUUAUUAGCUGCCACUUUUGCUUACUGGGACAAUAUUCUUGGCCCCCGAGUGCGGCAUAUCUGGGCCCCAAAGACAGAACAGGUACUUCUCAGUGAUGGUGAAAUAACUUUUCUUGCUAACCACACCUUGAAUGGAGAAAUACUUCGAAACGCAGAAAGCGGCGCAAUAGAUGUGAAGUUCUUCGUCUUGGCAGAAAAAAGGGUAAUCAUUGUGUCACUGAUCUUUGAUGGAAACUGGAAUGGAGACAGAAGCACAUAUGGACUCUCAAUUAUACUUCCACAAAGUGAACUUGGCUUCUACCUGCCCCUUCACAGAGUGUGCGUGGACAGGUUAACACAUAUUAUAAGAAAAGGAAGAAUAUGGAUGCAUAAGGAGAGGCAAGAACAUUUCCAGAAGAUUGUCUUGGAAGGCACAGAGAGAAUGGAGGAUCAGGGCCAGAGCAUCAUUCCAAUGCUGACAGGAGAAGUCAUUCCUGUAAUGGAACUCCUUUCAUCUAUGAAAUCACACAGUGUUCCAGAAGAAAUAGAUAUAAGUGACACAGUGCUAAAUGAUGAUGACAUUGGUGAUAGUUGUCAUGAAGGCUUUCUCCUCAAUGCAAUUAGUUCACACCUGCAGACCUGUGGUUGUUCUGUAGUUGUUGGAAGCAGUGCAGAAAAAGUCAAUAAGAUUGUGAGAACAUUGUGCCUGUUUCUUACACCAUCGGAGCGGAAAUGUUCCAGACUCUGUAGGAAUGAGUCUUCUUUCAAAUAUGAGUCAGGACUUUUUGUUCAAGGCUUACUCAAGGAUGCAACAGGAAGCUUUGUGUUGCCCUUCCGUCAAGUAAUGUAUGCCCCAUAUCCUACUACACAUAUAGAUGUAGAUGUCAAUACAGUGAAGCAGAUGCCCCCUUGUCACGAACACAUCUAUAACCAACGACGAUACAUGAGAUCUGAGCUGACAGCAUUUUGGAGAGCUAAUUCAGAUGAAGAAAUGUCUCAAGAUCAUAUUAUCCACACAGAUGAGAGUUUCACACCUGAUUUGAAUGUCUUCCAAGAUAUCCUUCAUCGAGAUACGUUAGUAAAAGCCUUCCUGGAUCAGAUCUUUCAUUUGAAGCCUGGCUUGUCUCUAAGGAGUACCUUCCUUGCACAGUUUCUGCUAGUCCUUCACAGAAAAGCCUUAACUUUAAUAAAAUACAUAGAAGAUGACACGCAAAAAGGGAAAAAACCUUUCAAGUCUCUUCGUAGCUUAAAGGUAGAUCUUGAUUUAACAGCAGAGGGCGACCUCAACAUAAUAAUGGCUUUGGCUGAGAAGAUUAAGCCAGGUCUGCAUUCCUUUAUCUUUGGGAGGCCGUUCUACACUAGCGUACAAGAACGGGAUAUGCUAAUGACGUUUUAAAGUUAUCUUCUGCUGACAUGUAAUAUUGCAGUUCUGCAUGGCACAAGAAUAAGUCUGUCAGCGUGACCACCACACUUGUGAAAAUUGUGGAUUUGAUAAAGGAUGGAGCAUUAGGAGCACAGUAACACUACAGACUGUCUGAAGCAGGAGGGGGAAUAUGAAGUUAGCAAGACAAGCAUGAUUUUAAUGAAUCCAUCUCUUCUGUAUGCUUUUUUAGCAGUAACAGUAGAUUUUACAAGAGGUUCAUUAGCCGUAGUGGCCUGGUGGAUAAAGUUGAACAUGUUAUGGUGUAAGAUAAAGGGAAGUAUUUUAAUUUUCUCUCCCAGCAACUUGCUUCAGAUGUGUAUCAGUUUUUUUCCCUGUUACGCUCUGUCAGUAAUUUUAGUAUUUACAUAGGAAACAAUACAUGCAGCCUCUCGUCAUGCAGAUUGCAUAAUGAGAGCCUUCCCACAGAGUUUUUUAAGGUUUUAUUCUCAUGGUUGUGGUACAAAUCUGCACUGUGUCGUCCCUCAUCUCCCAUUUACAUUAUCACCUCCUUCAUGUAAAGCAUUUAAAGAUGUUUGCGGGUUUUUUCAAACACUGUAAGUGCUAUUCUUAUCUGCAAAUUAUUGACUAUUAGCAACUUAAAUAGCAUAUGCAUAUGGUGGUCAUUAUUAAACAGCUUUGUGCACCAUGAGUGCCAACCAGGAUACUGGUCACAGAUUGCUGGGCCAUCCCGCAGUGAAAUGUUCAGUGAUCAGGCAUAAUUGAGCUCUUCCAAACACAAAACAGAAAACUUGUGUCAUUCAGCAGCAGUUCAUAAUCUUUCUUUCUGUAAAAUGCUGCUGUUCUUUCAAUUGUCAUUUAGAAUAACUCUCAGAUCAAAGUAUUGAAAAGACAAAACAGUAAUUGUUUUUUCAUUUUACAUUGCCAUUAAUAUAUUUAGUCAUCCUUACUUCAGAGAUGAGCACAUCUGUGAAGUAAUAUAAUCAGCAUUUUACUAAGUGAAUUCUAGUCAAUAUUCUUGCCAGUUUUCUUGGUGCAUCAUAGCACACCUCCAUCUUUUCUUUGCUUGAAAAUAAAAGCACAUUUUCUGUCUGUAAGCCUCAACCAUUUUUUUCUCAGUAGCAGGUAGAGUGGAGAGGUGUUAGGUUAAUCAAAUGAAUUUUUUUGGUUUUUGAAACAGAUUGGUAUGCGCUAUAUUACAAUCAGCAUUACCUCAGUACUGCAUGUUAUUUUAUUGCUUUUCUUUUUGAACAAACAUGGGAAUAUAUUUGUGUCAUGUUUUAGCAUAACUUUACAACUCAAUAAUCAUUGUGACAGUGGUACACCUGUGACUUGAGAAGCCGUUGUUGCUUUGCUGUUAAGGUCAUGUAUCACACUCCUUCAUGAACAGUUUUUAAGGUACCUUUUUAGCAUCUUGUUUUAUGCAGCAAGGCAUAAAAGCUAACGAAAA